Messenger RNA from Serendipita indica DSM 11827, 4275 nucleotides. The record is from the annotation of a GenBank genome assembly. Lineage: Eukaryota; Fungi; Basidiomycota; Agaricomycetes; Sebacinales; Serendipitaceae.
AUGUCGAACAGCCAUAAGAAAACUGCUCUAGAGGCGCUGGACGGAGCUAUAUUGGCUGCAAAGAUCGCUAAAGCUACGGCGGAAGCGACAGAUGUGGCACCAUUGAAGUCUGCAUUGGAAAUAUUGAUAAAUGUCAUGGAGACUAUUCGGACAGUGAAGACCAACAGGGAAGAUUGGACAACCUUCGGCGAAGAAUUGUCAUCCCAGGUCAUGGCUUUGCAGAAAGCUCUAUCCCAGUGCAAGCCACCCCACUCGACUGCUAUUCUUCAGUCGAUCAUCAGCUACGAAAACAAAUUGAACAUAGUGCAAUCAAGAGUGCGUAACGCUAGCAGUAGAGGAUUAAUCAAGAGCAUUCUUCGGUAUCAGACAGACAAGGAGCACAUUGCCGAGCUGCAGCGAGAAACCAGGAAAUGUUGGGAAGAGUUUAUGCAAGCGAUCACAGUUCGAAUUCACGAGUUUGCCCAUGACAUCAAGGAAGAGAUGGAGGGGGCCCGCUUCAACAAUCUGACACCUCUUCGAGACGCACUUGGCAAUAGACAUGAUACAUGCCUAAAAGGGACACGUGUCGAUAUUCUGGAAAGCAUUCGACGAUGGGCCACAGAUUCACAGGCUCUCCCGAUCCUAUGGUUGACUGAUGUCGCUGGUUCAGGAAAGUCUACUGUCGCCAAAACCCUUGCGAUUGAGUGGAAAGAGCAAGGCCUCCUUGGAGGCUGCUUUUUCUUCUAUGGAAACCAGCCUGAGACCGCCAAAAGUGACCACUUUUGCGAGACUCUUGCAGCUCAGCUUGGAAACAACCAACCUCAACUUCAGAAUAAGAUUAUUCAAGGCAUAAAAGAUAUCGGUCCUUCCCUCCUAAUGGCGGCAUUUGAGGAACAGUGGAAUAAGCUUAUUAUCUCCGCCUUGGACAAUACCACGAUAAUAUUCGUCAUCGAUGGCUUAGACGAAUGUAACGAAAGGGAUAGAAAGACCAUCCUUCGAUCUCUUCGGGCAUCCAUUCCCCAAGAGGUUCGCAAGAUGAAGGUUUUGGUUACAAGUCGUCCUGAAAACGACAUUGCCCAAUUUCUCGAGCCGUAUCGUUCGCACACUGAAAGCCUGCACGACAAGAGACUCCAAGCUAAUCAAGCAGAUAUCGCCGCGUAUGUUAGGGGGAGAUUAAAUGAUCUCAUUCAGUCAUCCGUUUUGCAACAAGCGGACGUCGAAAUCCUCUCAGAGCGAGUCAAGUGUCUUUUCUUGCUGGCCAGCACGGCGUGCAACGCAAUUGCAGACGCCAAGGCCCCUGACGCGAUACUAAAGACACUUCUUGAUCCCAAAAGGAAUGUCCUUCAAGAUAUAAACAGACUUUAUUCAACAAUACUCGCCAAAGCAUGCGGAUCUACGCACUUGACAGGAACCGCGGCACACAAGGAACGAGAAGUGACAAUGCGUGUGCUCGCGGCCAUCAUGGCUGCUAUAACACCUUUGACAAUUCCCUCCAUUGACGCAAUACUUGGAAUCUCGGUCACAAAUCGAGUCGUCAAAUCGUUAUCCAGUGUUCUCCUUGUCGAAAGUGAUCAAACUGUCUUUGUAGCCCAUCAAACUUUUACAGAGUAUCUCGAAGACGAUUCAGUUUCUGGGGAGUUUGCUGUUGACAGAGCGAGUGCUCAUGUGUUGAUGGCAAAAGGCUGUCUGACCGUGAUGGAUAAAGAGCUAAUGUUCAAUAUUUGCAAGCUUAGCUCGUCAUUUCUUCGUAACUUGGAUGUCAAAGAUUUCAGCCAACGAGUUUCACAAUAUAUAUCCACACAACUGCAGUAUAGCUGCGUAUAUUGGCCGACUCACAUUGCAUACAGCACAAGAUCUUUUGGCGAUGAGGUGAUCGAGCGAAAGCUUACUGAGGUGCCGGCAGCCAUAAGGGGUUUGCAAGACAUUGGCAACCAAUUACCGACGGGGGCUCUAAAGGACCGAUUGGUUGAUAUAAGGCGAUUCCUCAUGGCAUUCUCCGUGCCAAUUUCCAUCAGUAUCCCUCACAUCUAUAUUUCAUCCAUUCCAUUCUCUCCAACAAACUCCUACCUCCGUCAAUCUACUGCUGACCAUUUGACUGUCAUGUCGGUCUCAAUCGGUUGCCCUGAGACAUGGCCACAAGCACCAUCAAGAUGGCAAGGUCACACUUCGUAUGUCAGCAGCAUCGCGUUCUCUCCUGAUGGGAGGCGUGUAGCUUCCGGUUCAUGGGACGAGACAAUCCGCCUUUGGGAUGCAGAGACUGGCCAAACAAUAGGUGAACCACUUCGAGGCCACUCCUCAUGCAUCACCUGCGUUGCCUUUUCUCCAGACGGAAGGUGCAUCGUAUCUGGGUCGUGGGAUCGAACCCUUCGCCUAUGGAAUGUGGAUAAUGGAUCACCUAUAGGCUCACCACUUAGAGCGCAUAGUCGCGAAGUGACUUGUGUCAUAUUUGCGUUCGAUGGUUAUUAUAUUUUCUCGGGCUCAAGAGACGAGACUAUUUGCAGAUGGGAUGCAGACACGGGGCUGAUCCUAGGCAAGCCUUUACAAGGACACGGGGCCGAGGUGACCUCCCUUGCAGUCACUUCAGAUGGUUCUCUUCUCUAUUCCGGCUCAAAAGAUGGGAUGAUACGAGUAUCAGACGCACAAAGAGGAUAUGCGGAAAAAACGACGUUCAAGAUUGAUGAUGAUGGCGGGAUUUGCGCUCUCGUGCUCUCAAGGGAUGAUCGCCUUCUCAUAUCAAGCUCGGACAAGAAGAUACAGUUGUGGGAUACUGCCUUAUACAGGCUCACUCGAGUAUUGGAGCAAGAUGGUGGCCUUGCUUCCAUUGCUCUCUCUCGCAACGGGCGCCAUCUGGUCUCGACCUCGUGGAAGUUUCUUUGUCUCUGGGAUACAGAGACUGGUAUUGCUCUCCAAACCCAAAUGGCAGGUCACACGGGUUGGAUAAACGCCGUAGCAUUUUCACCUAGUGGAGAUUUCAUAGUAUCUGGUGCAGAUGAUGACACCAUCUGCCUAUGGGAAACCAAGACAAGGAAAUUGGUGGGAAAGCCAUAUAAUGGUCAUACCGAAAGGAUUACUUGUAUUGACAUUUCACAUAAUGGACAAUGGGUUGUUUCUGGGUCUUGGGAUAACACCAUUCGACGGUGGGACGCAAGGAUGCGGGAGCCUGUGGGACAGCCACUCUGUGGUCAUACUGGUAGGAUACAUAGUGUAUGCGUCUCUUCUGACGGACGCUAUAUUGCAUCGGGCUCAGAGGAUAGAACGGUUCGGAUUUGGAACCUACAAAGUGGAGAGCAGUUAGGAGAACCUCUCCGGGAACAUAGUGGCUGGGUUUAUUCUGUGGCAUUCUCUCCCCGCGGAGAUCGACUUGCGUCCUCCGGAGUUGCACGUAUUCUCAUGUGGGAUACGGAAACUCGAUCGCUCCUUAGAGAGUUUGAAGGACAUAGCCAGCCCAUACAAUGCGUUGUCUUCUCUCCUGAUCUGGACGGGCGCUAUAUUGCCUCUGCUGGAUCCGACAGUUCGGUCCGUCUCUGGGAUUCCGAAACUGGUGAUGCUCUAUGGAAGGUAGUUAUGGGGCUAAAUUCCCAAGUAUACUGCCUUGCAUUCUCACCAGAUGGACGACGAAUGCUUGUGGGACAGGACGAUAAUACGAUCACCGAAUUGAAGACAGAGACUGGGGAACGUACCAUAGGACCACUUCAAGGUCAUGGAAACCUGGUUGGCUCUGUGCAAUACUCCCCUGGCAGCCCGUAUUUCAUCUCCGGGGCAGAUGACGCCACUAUCCGACUAUGGCACGCAGAGACUGGCGACCUUAUUGGACAACCGCUGCUAGGUCACUCUGGAAGGGUCAAAUCAGUACGAUUUUCACCAGAUGGUCGCUUGAUUUUCUCGGCUUCCGAAGACCUGACUAUACGAAUAUGGGACGUGCAGAUGGCUCUCAAUCAGGGUGUCUCACACUUUAGGAAUAGCGAACACAGGGUGGACUACGGGCGCUCUAAUACUGUCACUGAACUUCUCGAUGCGGUUAGUAUGCACAUCUUACCCUUGAAGGAUGAGUCUAAUGCGCCAAAGCUUUCUCAUUUCACCCUCGGACCUCGAGACAAUACAGAUUGUUUGCUGUUAGAAGAUGGCUGGGUCAACUGUGCAGAAGGGCUCAUCUACUGGGCACCUCCAGAGAAUCGUCAUGGUCUACGAUAUCCAAACCAUCUUGUGAUGCCGAAGGACAGCCCUUUCCGCCCAACUUUGAUCGAGUUUACCAACUUUCACCAUGGUAUGGAAUGGACUGAGUCCUGGAAGGAGUAA